Messenger RNA from Aethalodelphis obliquidens (Pacific white-sided dolphin), 666 nucleotides. It is a transcript of the gene TIMM10, whose product is annotated as translocase of inner mitochondrial membrane 10. NCBI's taxonomy places the organism in Eukaryota, Metazoa, Chordata, Mammalia, Artiodactyla, Delphinidae. Gene Ontology annotation, biological process: protein insertion into mitochondrial inner membrane. The coding region runs from base 158 to 430 and encodes 90 amino acids. The transcript has 3 exons. The record is from RefSeq and is a predicted model, not a curated record. Gene Ontology annotation, cellular component: mitochondrial inner membrane.
CCCGGAAGUGACCCCGGUGCGUCCGCCCUAUCCUACCUGAGCGCCCGGUGAGUUUGUAGUGUUUACCCGAAGUUGGGGACAUAGGGGCCGUUGUGGCAGGCCCCAGGCCGUGGAUUAGGAGGCCAGAGGGAGAUCUCUUCCACGGUGCAGGGCUGAAAUGGACCCGCUUAGGGCCCAGCAGCUGGCGGCAGAGCUGGAGGUUGAGAUGAUGGCUGAUAUGUACAACAGAAUGACCAGUGCCUGCCACCGGAAGUGCGUGCCUCCCCACUACAAGGAAGCAGAACUGUCCAAGGGCGAGUCUGUGUGCCUGGACCGGUGUGUCUCCAAGUACCUGGAUAUCCAUGAGCGGAUGGGCAAAAAGUUGACAGAAUUGUCUAUGCAGGACGAAGAGCUGAUGAAGAGGGUGCAGCAGAGUUCUGGGCCUGCAUGAGGCCCCAGGCAGUACACCGUAAGGUGCACCCUGUCCUUUCCCACUUGUCUAAUAAAAGUGCCCCCAUUGGGUGUCAUCUGUGAAGACUGCCAGGCCUAGGCUCUUUCUGGAAAGUCUCCAGGAGCCCAGGGUAUGAUGGAGCUCUUUCCCGGUCGGAGAAGGGGUAUUUGUCACACUGGCAUGUGACUGUGUGUUUAUAUAUAUUAUAUAUUAAAACAAGUUUGUUGACACCUACA